AUGCCACCCGAGACCAGAAACCAGAAGAACGCCGCACGACCGGAGGAUCGGGAGACACCCGAUACCCCAGCCACCGCCGACUCCACGACCAGGGCCACAGGCCAUCGUGAUGACCCGGAGACCGAAGGAAACAGAGGUGAGAGGCAGAAGCGCAUGUCUGCCUCCGAAGAACUUUGCAUCGAACUAAUGGAACAGCUCGAGGAGCUAAAAGGGACGAUCGGGUCCCUACAACGCCGUAUCGAAGUGCUCGAGAGAGCAGAAACACCCAGGAGCCAAGCCUCAGACCCCUCGCCGAUCGAGGCGCCCUCUCCCUUCUCAGGAAGCGAUGCCUCCCAGCUCAAACCCUUCCUGAGACAGCUCAAAUUGUAUUUCUUCAACCAGCCCCGACGGUUCUCGAACGAUCGCGAGAAGGUGGUCCACCCCCUCUCCCUUCUGAAGGGAGACGCCUUCAGCUUGUUCGCACCGAUGGUUGAUGACUACGGGUUUGAAGAUAUGCCGUUUGAAGCUCUCUGUACCCAACUUCAAGAAACCUUCCUGCCCAAUAACCACCUGGAUCAAGUCUCCCGAGACCUCAAGUCAAUUAAGCAGACCAGCACUGGAAGGUCUCAACCCCAAGAUUAGGGAACUCCUUCCAACACACCUUAUCCGGGCCGGGAACCUGGCCGAGAUCGUAGAAGCUGCCAUCGACUGCGACCUCCGCAGGCAAGAACUCGAGGACGAGGCCCGCUUCGCCGAGAGGAUGUUAGAGUCCAAAGGGGACUCAACGGCAAAAGAAGAAGUGAGCUCGAAGUGAGCUCAGGGAAAGCAAGGGU
Messenger RNA from Polychytrium aggregatum, 812 nucleotides. RefSeq lists its product as uncharacterized. The coding region runs from base 1 to 621 and encodes 206 amino acids. The record is from RefSeq and is a predicted model, not a curated record. The transcript has 2 exons. NCBI's taxonomy places the organism in Eukaryota, Fungi, Chytridiomycota, Chytridiomycetes, Polychytriales.